Molecule: messenger RNA, 887 nt
Organism: Bemisia tabaci
Lineage: Eukaryota; Metazoa; Arthropoda; Insecta; Hemiptera; Aleyrodidae
Source: RefSeq, a predicted model, not a curated record
UAUCCAGAGACAACCUAUAUCACAUAGAAUCACCUUGAUUUUGUUUUAUGUGGUGUGUUUGCCAUGCUUGCUCCCUGUAUGUUUGCUGUGGUAAUUUUUGGUAAUAUUUGGGAGUAAUCAGAGACACCAAGUCUCGAACCGCCAUCGCGCAACGCACUGUUAAGUACUUUUAAACUGAAUCUAAUCUGAUAAGCUAUGAUCACGGUAUAAUCUAUGACUCUUUUCUUUUACUUUUAAGUGGUAUUGAUGCUACUCGUGCUGACGCUACACAUGGCACUAUUUGUAACCGAUUCUUCAGCGUUAGGCGUAUUAGAAAAUCCUGGCUACAUUGUCCAUGAUCAGGUGCGAGGGUACUACGCGCUCCAAAUAGACGGUGGCCUAAUUGUCUAUGCCUGGCGAAAUAAGCACUUUGGGGGCAAAGCAAAAAUCAUAUUAGAGAGUCUGGAUACAUACAACGGUCAUUGGAGCGACAAAAACUUCAGGUCAUACAAGCCAAAGGACGAAAAAGCCAAGACAAAGACUACUCGAACUUGGUGGGGCAAAAAGAUCACCAAGGUAACUGUAAAACGUAUUGGGAAAGUCGGUGUUGACAAAGCAAUAGAGUGGGCAACGUCACAGAAGGAACUCUACUACUCUUCCUCUCGUUGCCACAGCCUGCACUACGUGGACUACUUCGUUUACGGGACUACUUUCGGAGCCUGGUACACUCCGUGGUACCUCCCCGCAUGCAAGGAGUGCCCUGUCCAUGAGAGGCUGUAUCCUGAAAAUAGAAGCCCGUGAACAGCCCAAUGGCGGAUCUAGGGGGACCAUGGUGGAACCCCCCCCCCACGGGCCAAAAUAAUGGGGUUAUGAGAAGGGUAAAAGGAGGGAGAGAAAAAAAUUGCUUC